This is a messenger RNA of Spea bombifrons (plains spadefoot toad), 495 nucleotides long. It is a transcript of the gene TIMM10B, whose product is annotated as translocase of inner mitochondrial membrane 10B. Bases 46 to 495 code for a protein of 149 amino acids. The record is from RefSeq and is a predicted model, not a curated record. Gene Ontology annotation, cellular component: mitochondrial intermembrane space chaperone complex. The transcript is spliced from 3 exons. Lineage: Eukaryota; Metazoa; Chordata; Amphibia; Anura; Pelobatidae.
CAGACUGAAGCCGGUUAAUCGGGACGCAGCUGGUAUUAUAGCGACAUGGAGGCCGAUCAGCUGCGCAAUCUGCGGGAUUUCCUGCUGGUUUAUAAUAAGAUGACCGAGAUCUGCUUCACCCGGUGCGCGCGGAACCUGAACUACCGCGUGAUGACGAUGGACGAGGAACGAUGUCUGGAUAACUGCGCCUCCAAACUCAUUCGCUCCAACCACCGGCUGAUGGCAGCAUAUGUGGGGUUAAUGCCCAGCGUGGUGCAGCGCAGGAUGGCUGAACUCGAAAAUCAAAGCAAGGAAGUGGCCCCCAGUGGCCCCCAGGAGGCUCUCCUGCCCCCUUCAGAUACCUCCAGCCCCGGGGCCACACAGGUCGCCGCUCCCCCUGUAGAUCUAGCAGCCAAGCUUAACCCUGACAGUUUGUCCGCAGAAGCAGUGACCCCCAACCUGUGGACAGUGACUCCUGAUCAUGGCGGGACCCCCUCUGUGGACAGUGACCCCUGA